AUGGCCGAUCCGCAGAAGCACCCCGACGAGGCGACACCCCAAGAACCCACCCCCGCCAAAGAAGCCGCGGUCUCAACCUCCUCAACACCUCAUGAGCUGCCCACGCCAAAAAGCACGCCCCAAGAAAGCAUACGCAGCAAGACUCCCGAACUGAGUGAAGCGGGCUACCAGAGGCUUGCGGCGUUCCUGGAAAAGGUGUUUGGCGAGGCGGAGGCGGGGGCUGACGGUGAAGGGGAGUCGGAUAAUAGUUCGGCGCUCAUAGGGCUUAUAGGGCGGGAGUCGGCGGUUCGGGCGAGGAGACAUCAGGCGUGGGUGGAGGAGGUGCCUGAGGAUGGGGAUGGUACGGGGCGUUAG
Morchella sextelata is the source of this 354-nucleotide messenger RNA. RefSeq lists its product as uncharacterized. Lineage: Eukaryota; Fungi; Ascomycota; Pezizomycetes; Pezizales; Morchellaceae. The transcript has 2 exons. The record is from RefSeq and is a predicted model, not a curated record. Bases 1 to 354 code for a protein of 117 amino acids.